Molecule: messenger RNA, 921 nt
Organism: Gasterosteus aculeatus aculeatus (three-spined stickleback)
Lineage: Eukaryota; Metazoa; Chordata; Actinopteri; Perciformes; Gasterosteidae
Product: olfactory receptor 4B13-like
Biological process (GO): detection of chemical stimulus involved in sensory perception of smell; G protein-coupled receptor signaling pathway
Cellular component (GO): membrane
Molecular function (GO): olfactory receptor activity; odorant binding; G protein-coupled receptor activity
Source: RefSeq, a predicted model, not a curated record
AUGAUCAUUAUAAAUUCAACAAAGUAUUCAUAUUUCCUACUGUCACCCUACAUUGAAACUGGACUUUUUAAAUAUGCAUUCUUCAUGAUUAUAAUGUGUAUUUAUGUUGUUAUAGUUUGUUCCAAUGUGCUGCUUAUUGUGGUUAUCUGCAUGAACAGAAGCUUACAUGAACCCAUGUACGUUUUCCUCUGCAGCCUGUUUGUAAAUGAGCUGUUUGGUAGUACAGGCUUGUUUCCAUUCCUUCUGGUUCAGAUCCUGUCGGACAUUCACACUGUUUCUGCUCCGCUUUGCUUCCUGCAGAUUUUUUUAGUGUACGCUUACGGCAGUGUGGAAUUUACUAACUUGGCCGUUAUGGCUUAUGACAGAUUUAUUGCUAUCUGUUAUCCUCUACACUACCAUACACACAUGACGCACAAAAAGACAGCAAUACUCAUUGCUCUAACGUGGUUGUACCCUUUCUUUGCAAUCACUAUUUUGAUGUCAUUAUCAGUCCCCUUACAGCUGUGUGGGAACAUUAUUAACAAAGUGUACUGUGACAACUAUCAUAUUGUCAAACUGGCCUGUUAUGACACAACAGUCAACAACGUCUAUGGACUGACUUACACAGCAGCAUUUAUUGGAAUCGUUCUUUUAAUGAUUUACUCCUACAGUAGGAUUCUUAUAGUUUGUUUCUCUGGCUCUAAACAGACCAGACAGAAAGCCGUCAGUACCUGCUCGCCUCACCUGGCUUCUCUGCUCAACUUCUCCUUAGGUUGUUUCUUUGAAAUAAUACAGAGCAGAUUUGAUACAAAGAAUGUAAAUAAUGUGGUGCGCAUCUUUUCAUCGUUAUACUGGCUUACAUGUCCACCGCUCUUCAAUCCUGUGUUGUAUGGACUGAAUUUGACCAAAAUUCGCAUUGUGUGUAAAAGUCUGUUUUUUUGA